Molecule: messenger RNA, 1471 nt
Organism: Homarus americanus (American lobster)
Lineage: Eukaryota; Metazoa; Arthropoda; Malacostraca; Decapoda; Nephropidae
Exons: 4
Coding region: 36-1238 (400 amino acids)
Biological process (GO): cell-cell signaling; multicellular organism development; intein-mediated protein splicing
Molecular function (GO): patched binding; calcium ion binding
Source: RefSeq, a predicted model, not a curated record
UGACAGAUGUGUCCAACCAGCCACCGGACCAGGAAAUGGACAUCUUCAUGCGACAGACAAGGAAACACGCACGACCAAUGUUCUACAUCAACUGCGGCUACAGGGAUUUGUGUUACUGCUACAGCAAGAUAACUCGUCACCACUAUUGCUGCUCUUGUGAUGUAGGCGCCUGCUUCCCCGCCCACGCCCGCCUCACCACACCCACCGGCGCCCACACCACCAUGGAUAGGUUAAGGACUGGCGACCAGGUGUUGGCAGUGGAUGAGUCUGGGGAGGUCGUACCCAGCACUGUCCUCGGCUUCAUGGACCGCCGUCCCCAAGAGACCGCCCUCUAUGUUACGUUGCGCACUGCGAGUGGCCAAAACCUGACACUCUCGCCCAAUCAUGUUCUUUUCAAGAGCGCGCCAAAUUCAAGCCAUCCAAUCAGCGUCUUCGGCUCGGAUGUCAACAUUGGUGACGUCAUAUUUUCAGCCAAUCAGACUGGACUUCAGCGCACUGAGGUUGUGGCCAUCGAACACGAAGUUACACAAGGAGCUUACGUGCCCCUGACGAAGGAGGGCACACUGCUGGUGGAGGGUAUGAUGGUCUCCUGCUACGCUUCCUACAGCCACUCCCUCGCCCAUAGCUUCCUGGCUCCUGCCCGGGCAUUCCCCAUCUUGCUGUACCUCAGACCAGGGUUCGCAUCCCGCCUGAUAGCCUCAGUGGAGACCCUAGCCGCCAGCGCCCUCAGGAAGAUGCUAGGCGUCCUCCAGGAGUUAGUAAGAGGAGUCGUUGGGGAAGCAUCAGCAGACAGCGCCCUUGGGAAGGUUUUAGGACCUGUUCAGGGAUUCAUAGGUAGCGUAGGGAAUAUGCCAUCAUACAACACCAUCAGGAAGGUGCUGGGAGUUCUUCAGAAGCUCGUAGGAAGGAGCGUCGUGAAAGAUGCUGCAUCAGGAAGCAGUGUGAUCCCUAAGGUGCCAGAUGGGGAUAAGGAAGGAGGACCUACUGGGACCGGUGGCACUUGUGGGGAGGACAUUGUAGGGGAGGACGUGGCUGACGAGGGCGAGGUAGGAGAGGCGUACUACAUCAGUCUGGUGAAGGUGGUGGGCUGGGUGAUGUACCGGAAGGAGCGGGCCGACCCCCAGGUGCUGCAGGUGAGGGUAGUAGCCGAGGGAGGGCUACUGCAGACACUGGGGGUACCUUCAUCCCUCCCUCAGUGGGCCUCCACCAUUCUGAGUCUCUUGACGAGGUCUUGGUAACGUUACCUGGCCGCCACUUGGUGGAAUCCACGUGUAUGCGGGCAUGGCGUUUUGCUCAUUGGUUCCUGCCUGCCGUGACGUAUUACCAUCUCUCCCCACUUUCCUCCCCCGUCCUAACUAAAUUUAUCUAUAACCUAAUUCUAAACUUGAACCAACACAAACAAACCGAGUUAAGCCUAGCCAAACCUAACCUAACCUAACCUAACCUAACUUAACUUAACUUAACUUAACAA